UCGUCUGUGUUGUGACUUAGCUUGUCCCGUUUUCUCCGUUUCUUCUUCAACUUUUCCGUCACAUAAAACUGACAUACGUCGUUUUUAGGCAGCGUUUAUUGUUAUUUUAAAUUAAAAGUAAUUUGUCUUUUCCAACGGAAAUGACAAAUGGAAGGACAAACACAAACAGCAGCUGAGGUUGGUUUAACAACUGGAGGGGUCAUCAUGCCUGGACCAGCUCAGGCGGAGAGCGAACUUGAUCACCAGAAACGUUUUCAGGCUGCUGUGGAUGUUAUCCAUAACCUUCCCAAAAAUGGUUGCUACCGUCUCUCCUACGACGUGAUGCUGCGUUUCUACAGUCUGUACAAGCAGGCGGUGUGCGGACCCUGUACUGUGCCUCGACCUUCCUUCUGGGACCCAGUGGGCCGUUAUAAAUGGGACGCCUGGAGCUGCUUGGGGGAGAUGAGCAGUGAGAGUGCCAUGGCUGCCUAUGUGGAGGAGAUAAAGAAAGUAGCACAGGAGGUCAUCAAUACCAUGCCGAUGAAUGAGAAGACCGCCUCAUUGUUGCAGCACUUUGAGCCUCUCUACAUGGUGAUUGAUGAUAUGCCAAGACCUCCAAACUCAUUGCUCAAACUCAGAGAAGGUCUUAAAGCAAAGGAGUCGGUUGAUGUCCCAGCAGAAAUGAAGGAGAACAACAGUGAGGAGGCCACAGCAACACCUUCUUUUCCAGAGAGUCCAGAUCCAGAGCAGGAGUUCAGCUUUUCUGAGUUUGUAGACAUUAGUUCCUGCACAAUUCCUGUGGAUUCUGGGGUGUCUGAGGGUUUGGUGUUGACCAGCGAUUCUGAGAGUGAGAUCUUCUGUGACUCUGUAGAUUCAGUGGAACAACUUGGUAACAGCAAGAUAAAGUCUCUCAAGACCAGCAGCUUCCAGAAUGGACAUGUGUCCUUGGAAUCAACGCCGGUUCAAAGUCACGUCAGACAAACUGGGGCAGGUCAAGGUGGAGAAGGAGCAGAGGGUGGAAGGGAUCACGGACCCAUGAGGAGCCGAGAAAGUGGGCGAGAAGGAUCAUACCACAACGGGAGAGAGCGUGGUGCUGCUCAAGGCAGUGCAAGACGGCGCCCUCCUCUCGUUGGCAGUGGAGCUGGGCAAGGGGGAGGUGGUGGUUCAGAGGGUGGCCCUGAGAGGCUGUAUGAUGCCCAGCUGCAGCAGCAGAUCAUUGUAGCCCUACGGAGACUCCAAGAGGACAUGAGAAGUGUCAUGAAAAGGCUGGAUGUGGUGGAGAGGCUUGCUGGCGCACGUGCUCUGGGUCCAGAGUGGAGACCUUGUCUGCAGUGUGGAGCUUCACAGCCUCAGGAGAAGUGCUGGCCAUUUGAUGUGGGCGGUGGGACGGUCCUCCUCCUGCUCCUCUGGCCAUUUGUAGCUCAGGUGCUGGUGUAUCUGCUGAGGAAAGACCAAAGGAAAGGUCGCACAUCUUUAUGAAGCAGACCCCAUGGACAUUUGUGUUUGAAGGUGCAGUGACGCGUUCAGCCUGUAGGAGGCACCGUUCCUCACAGCACUGUGGGUUGUGGACAUUGAUAAAUAUGAGCAUCACUCCAGCAGAUGGACGUGCAGCACAUGCACAAUGUGCAGAACCCACCUCCACUAAUUAGAAGUUUGAAUACUUGAAUGGUUGUGCUUUUUUUUGUUGCAGAAAGACAUUUUUCAGAGACCAACAGUAAUUUGGAACUCACAAUCCUGUCUGUACAAGUUAAAGAAAGUGUUCAUAUUGUAAUUAUUGGAGGGAAAAUUAGAUUGUGAUAUAGUAAAUUAAUAAUCUUGUAAUGCUGCAGGCUGGUCCAGCUGUGGUCAGAUGGUUACCUGCACUCAUCAUGGGCAGCAACCCACCCACUGUUCCACCUACAUCAUCUUUUAUGAAAAACUACUUGUUUGCUUUGUUCGUGGUCUCUCAUAAGAUGGAGCCCCUGUGUUGACUACAUCUGUGAGAACCCAGUCCUCAUUUCACCGAGAUUUUGAAUAAAUUUAAUCUGAGAAAUAGAUUGAUAUUAUAGUUUGUAAGGGACUGUAUUACAAUGAGUGGUGCACAGUUCCACUAAUCCACUAAUUAUCGAAGCUAAUGUUUUCAUUAUCAGAUUAACUUCCCAGAUAACUUUGAAAACCAUC
Molecule: messenger RNA, 2139 nt
Organism: Thalassophryne amazonica
Lineage: Eukaryota; Metazoa; Chordata; Actinopteri; Batrachoidiformes; Batrachoididae
Gene: acbd4
Product: acyl-CoA binding domain containing 4
Exons: 11
Coding region: 148-1458 (436 amino acids)
Biological process (GO): autophagy of peroxisome; fatty acid metabolic process
Molecular function (GO): fatty-acyl-CoA binding
Source: RefSeq, a predicted model, not a curated record